Molecule: messenger RNA, 3773 nt
Organism: Clupea harengus (Atlantic herring)
Lineage: Eukaryota; Metazoa; Chordata; Actinopteri; Clupeiformes; Clupeidae
Product: sperm-specific sodium:proton exchanger-like
Biological process (GO): potassium ion transmembrane transport; proton transmembrane transport; regulation of intracellular pH
Cellular component (GO): plasma membrane
Molecular function (GO): monoatomic ion channel activity; sodium:proton antiporter activity; potassium:proton antiporter activity
Source: RefSeq, a predicted model, not a curated record
AUUCCUCUCUGAUUAGGCUAGUGAUCUAAAAUCUUUCAUUAGACUUCAUGUCAGUUAGCCAUAGCUUUCGCCAACUUUAUGGAAGUUCGCAAACAAAAGCCAAGACCAACAAAAUGAUUCAUCACGAACCGUACGAAUAUUAAUACUGAAGUAUCAAGGUGAAGGUGAAGUAUCCUGAAAAUGGACAACAUUGCUCGCAACUCCUCUGGAGACACAGGAUGGGGUAUCCUCUAUCAACACCAGCAGCCAGGAAUUAUACUGACUAUAUUUGGAGCAUGUCUAUUUGGAGCUAUUGUAAGGACACUUCUGAAAUCCCUGAUGUUGCCAUACACAGUUAUAAUGGCCGUUUGUGGAACUGUGAUGGGAUUAUUAAGUUUUCACUAUCCAAAGGUUGAUGCCUACACCAAUGAAAUUGCCAACAUCAACCCCCAACUACUGAUUCACACAUUCAUGCCAGUGCUCAUAUUCAGUUGUGCCUUUGAAAUAGAAAAUCACGUCUUCUGGAAGUUCCUUCCACAGGUUCUAUUGCUAGCAAUACCAGGAUUUCUCAUAAAUACAUCAUUGAUAGCAUUGUUGGUUGUCAAAGUCUUUUCUUACAAUUGGGACUGGUAUACUGGUAUGAUGUUUGGAGCGAUUGUCAGCACAACUGAUCCUUUCAUGUCAUCAGCUUUGUUGAGAAGCCUGGGAACUGCGAAAGCAUUACCUCUUCUAAUUGAGGGAGAGUCACUGUUCAGUGAUGGUGCCUCUUACAUCGUAUUUGAUGCCUUUAAAGAUUUUGCCACAGAUCUGAAACCCUUUGAUGCAUCACAGUUUGCAGUUAAGAUGAUCCUGCAGAUUGUGGGAAGCCCUCUUUUAGGCAUCAUCAUGGCUAAGUGUGUGAUGUUUUGGCUGUCAUAUAUCUUUAAUGAUGGACUGAUAGAAAUCACCAUUACCUUGGCAACUGCAUACAUCACCUUUUAUAUUGCUCAAUGGAUGGGAAUGUCAGGAGUCAUUGCUGUGCUCAUGGUUGGACUGCUUUUGGACAUUGUCAACUUUAGUCCUGAAGUUGAAGUAUUUCUCAUACGAUUCUGGGAAAUGUUGACAUACCUGGCCAACACACUUAUUUUCUUCAUCGUUGGCAUAGUAAUUUCCAGAGCAUUUCAGCAUUUGACCCUGAAUGAUUUCUUCAACAUCAUUGUUCUUUACUUUGCAGUGUACAUAAUAAGGUUAAUCGCCAUUGUUGUGCUCUCACCUCUGUUGGUCCGCAUUGGCUAUGGCUUCAAAUGGCAGUGGGCAUCAGUCUGUGUAUGGGGAGGAACUAAAGGAGCAUUCUGCUUGAGUCUCACACUCAUGGCUUUCCAGGAAGAAGGAUUGGAGAAAGCUCUUGUGCGAGAUAAGGUUUUGCUUCUUUCCUCUGGUGUGGUGGUUCUCACCCUUCUGAUCAAUGCAACCAGUUUGUCAAAGUUUUUGAAUCUGCUAGGCCUCUGUGAUGUCUCUCAGGCCAAACGCAUGGCCAUGUACAGUGCUGUGCAACGUGUGACUGAGAGCUCCCUGAACACUCUGAGCAUGCUCAAAAUUGACAGGUUCCUGGCAGAUGCUAACUGGGAAAUAGCCGAGCAGACAGUGCAUGUUCAAGAUCCGUACAAAACAUCAGAUGAAGAGGUCAGCAUUGAGGACUACUGCCCAACGGCUCGUGUGACUACGUGCCCAGACUGUGACAACGCCAUCCCCUAUGUUCCCUCUCACAGAGAGCGCGAAGACAUGAUGGAAGAAGCACGAAUGCGAGUCCUGAAGGCCCAGAAGACAAGCUAUUGGAAGCAGUACAGCUCUGGAAUGCUUAACCGGCAGGCUGCACGCACGUUGAUUAACACUGCAGAGAACAUGUCCGACCUCAAAGGAAAGUUCAUUACUGUCCAGGAUGUGAAGAAGUAUUGGGACCUGAAAGGUUUCUUUGUAAUCCUGCUGAGAAAACUGGAAGACUGGCUGUACAAUGUCAAAGUUGAUAAACUGAAGCCACCAAGGAAUCUUUGGCUUAAAAGGAGUUACCAGGUGGUGUUCAGUCAACCUUUUGAAUAUUUCAUGUAUGUGGUGAUUCUGCUCAACAUAUUUCCCAUCGCCCUUGAGUUCACCCCUGAAGUUGGCCGUGAGUUGGAGCUAAAGGUCCUCAACUACAUUUUCUGUGUGGUCUAUGUUGUUGAAGCAGUUCUUAAGGCCCUGGCCAUGAGAAGAGCUUAUUUUUUCAAUCACUGGAACCAGUUUGAUUUUUUCAUUAUUGUGAUGUCUGCUGUGGAUAUCUUCAUAGAGUCCCAUUUUGGCCUGGCAGAAAUCAAUAUUCAGAUGAUCAAAAUUGUCCGCGUGUUUAAAAUGUUUCGACUGACCAGGGCAUUGAGAUUGGUGAAGAUAAUGAUACCCAAGUUGAUAAAGGCGACCAAUCGUCAGAUAAGUAAACAGCUCAGCUUUGGGUAUGACAUUGGAAAAGGUUACGUCAUUGGUGUGGAGGACAUUAGCAAAAUCAUUGACCACAUCUCUGAUGACAAGAGCAUCUCUGCGGAACUGAAAUCCAUUCUGGAGAAGAACAGACAGGAAGGAGUCAGGGCGCUUGGUUUCCUACAGAGAGACCAUCCAGAGAUUGCAAUCUCCGUCAAGACCCGGCAGGCCAUCCGGGCUGUGCUGAACAGUGAGAGGGACGCCAUUCAUUCCCUCAUGUCAGGGGGCCUCCUGGAUGACAUAGAAGCAUCAAAGCUCCAGAAGAUGAUCGAGAUUAAGAUGAAGCAACUCACCAAAUUCCCACCGACCAUAUCAGCCCCGACAGCUGAGGAGCUCUUACAAAGUCUGCCAUGGCUCUCCAAAGAUGCUUCCAAGAUCCACUUCUUUAAGAGAGUGGCACAGCUUCUGUUCUUUGACUAUGGAGAUACUAUCAUACGAGAAAAUGAUCCUCCGAGUGGAAUACAUUUGAUUGUCUCAGGCAUGGUCAAGAUCAAAGGUCAGAGCCCAAACCUGGGAAGCAAGAAGCCAAAAGAGAAGAACAGCCAGACAGACUACAGGAGCUGUGGUACCAUCCUGGGGGAGCUCAACUGCCUCACCCAGCAACCCAUGGAGGUCACUGUCACCAGCGAGACUGCUACUCAGACUUGCUUAAUUCCCAUUGACUCCCUGCUUGAGGCCUUUGAUGUCUUCCCUGAAUUCCCCUCACUGGAGUAUAAGAUGUGGCACUCACUGGCUGUGAAGAUCAGCACGGUCACCAUUAUGGAGCACAUCAUCUACCAGGGAUGGACUUACAGGACUAUCUGUAAUCAUCUGGCCAAGGCCUACGUGGUGGACCUGGAGGUGAACCACAAACUAAACAUCUAUGACGGCACCAUGGAAGAUGUAGUGGUGGUGUAUGGCAGUUGUGACGACAUACAGUCACUUAGCUCCUACAAUGCUCCUUCACUCAUUAGUCAGAGCACUCACCAGAUUGUGGGUACAGCCAACAUGACAAAGCUACUGAUUGUGCCUACUGCCUACACCGAGGCCAAAGACGACAGCAAUGAGGCCAAAGAAAGCAUCACUGAGCUGCAGAAGCUCGACAGCCUUCCUUGCCUCAGACAUGCAGUCCAGAGAAGACAUUCCAGGACCACUGGAUCUGGAAUGUUGAAGACCGUGCUGUCAGACGAGUCUGUCAUGGGGAGAAGUAAGGAAAGCCUGAAAGUGGUGGAACAGAGCGCCCCUAGCACCGUGAGGAUGGGACUUUGAAGCAAUUUGUGUCUGCCCUUUCAUGUUUUAAGACAAUAAAGUUUGUAGCCUACUCACCA